AUGCUGCCCUCGGGCUGCAUUCUCUACCCACGAUCACGCCCGAAGCCGGGUCAGGCUGAGGCCCGCCGGACCCCGUUCCUCCCUAGGUCUCAGAAGGCCCGCACUCGGCUCCAGCUGGGCGACCUGCGGUGCCUAAACCGCACCCUCGCCCGGGCCUCAGCUGGUUCUCCGCCGGGGCCGCAGAGGCCCUGCUGGGCGCGGGCCACCGUCGUCCUCUCUCGCGGCCAGCGGCCUGGGAAGGCGCAGGUUCUCCCCGCGCCGGACCCGGAGAGCCCCACAGACCUGCGAUUCACGCCGGCAGCCACAGCCGGAAACGCCCCCGCCCCCUGCGCGCCCGGGAAUUUCCGUUUCACGGCGGAGAAGGCGGGGAACGCCACGUUAUUGGUGGAGAAUCAGGAGGAGGGGGGACUUGAGGGCUCCCUUUCCGUCCAUUGGAUGGAGUGUCCGUCCAUCAGGACGCAGCCCGGUGGGCGGGGCUCGCGGGGCGAAGGCGGCCCUAGCAACGCGGGCGUGUUUGUCUUUCACCCACGUGUGUAUUUAUUACAGGCGACUGACCAACACACAAGUUCAGAGAAAAGAGCAGCAAAAAUUGAAUUGAAUGAAAUGCAAAAGCAAGAAAUUAAAGAGGCCUUUGACUUAUUCGAUGCUGAUGGCUCUGGGACCAUAGACGUGAAAGAAUUGAAGAUUGCAUUGCGGGCCUUAGGAUUUGAACCAAAGAAAGAAGAAGUUAAACAAAUGAUAGCUGAAAUGGACAAAGAAGGAAUUGGCACCAUUAGUUUUGAAAAUUUUUUUGCCAUUAUAAGUGUAAAAAUGGCUGAGAAAGAUGAAAAAGAAGAAAUAUUGAAGGCUUUCAAAUUAUUUGAUGAUGAUGAUACUGGGAGGAUAACACUAAGUAAUAUCAGGAGAGCCGCCAAGGAGCUCGGGGAGAAUUUAACAGAUGAUGAACUGCAGGAAAUGCUUGAUGAAGCUGAUUAUGAUGGGGAUGGAGAAAUAAAUGAGGAGGAAUUUUUGAAAAUGAUGAAGAAGACCGCUCUUUAAUACUGUUCUUUUCUGUCCCAUUUGUUAUAUGAUUCAAUAAUGUAAGAUCUGAAUGGAUUCAUUUUCAAUUUUUAGUUUGUCUACACAGAUUGGUCUCUUGGUGUCUGUGUGAAAAGUUGUGUUUCUACCAAUAUUGUUAUAUUUGCCAUACAAAGAAACAAAACAUGAGAGCUUCCUUGAGCCAAGAAUGUAAGAGCAGUGUUAAUUCCAACUGCUUUUUUUAAGUGGGUUCCACAGACUUAGAAUUUUAUUGAAGUUUAUUGCAGUUGGCCCCACAUCCAAAUGAAUCUGGCAAACAAACCAUUAUUAUUGUGUGACUAAAAAAGCAGAUUAGCAUUGUCUUUUUAAUCACUUCUUCAAAUAUGUAAAAAAUAAAAUUGGUUGGCAACUAA
Molecule: messenger RNA, 1430 nt
Organism: Ictidomys tridecemlineatus (thirteen-lined ground squirrel)
Lineage: Eukaryota; Metazoa; Chordata; Mammalia; Rodentia; Sciuridae
Source: RefSeq, a predicted model, not a curated record